Adineta steineri is the source of this 204-nucleotide messenger RNA. The record is from the annotation of a GenBank genome assembly. Lineage: Eukaryota; Metazoa; Rotifera; Eurotatoria; Adinetida; Adinetidae.
AUGCAACCAUUACAAAAUAAUAAUUCUAAUGUUGAAAGAACAACAACUUCAGUUCAACAACAAACUUCAAAUUUGCCACCAACAUAUGAUAGCGUAGUAGAAGAAAGUGGAGCAAUAAUUAUAAUCCAGCAACUGUCUUUACUACCGCCAACCUACGAAGCUUUUACGCAAGGAAACAAUGAAAGAGAGGAAACUGGUUCAUAG